Molecule: messenger RNA, 2292 nt
Organism: Saprolegnia diclina VS20
Lineage: Eukaryota; Oomycota; Saprolegniomycetes; Saprolegniales; Saprolegniaceae
Exons: 1
Coding region: 1-2292 (763 amino acids)
Source: RefSeq, a predicted model, not a curated record
AUGGCGGCAACAGGGCCAACCGAGCCGUCGGGUCGAUGGCACCGCUACAAGGCUGCGACCGACGCCUUUCUCGGCUGGCUGCAGCGCACAGCGGCAAAGAAGACGAAGAAGAUCCAGGCGACGAACGAAGUGUGGACCACGGGCCAGAUCUGGGCAGCUGCCAUCGCCGUUGCCGAGGCAGGCGUCCCAGUCCCGACCGAUGUCUGGCGCCACCUGGCGACAAGCAUCCGCCUACGCUGGCAGGCUUCUCAGUGCUUGCCGUCCGAAGAAGGCCAUCUCUACUUUCUCAACGUGCUCCGAGCGAUCCAGGCGAUGCUUACACCACGCGGUCGGCCGCCAACGGCAACCAAGGGCCUCUCGAACGUGUUUGAAGCUCUGGCUCUGGAUGACACGGCGGAUGAUGCUGACGCCGACCUGCCGCCGUUUGAUGGCGCCACGUUUGUGCCACCACCAGCUCCAACGUCGGAAGAAGCCGCGCGCGCAUCUCGCCAAGCGCAGCUGGAGGCCGACCGGUUCCACACUCUCUGCUUCCUUCGGGAUAUGUACGAGCUUUUGGACGAGGUCGAAGCUGUCUGGACCGCGUUCAAGCGCGGCGAGACGUCGCUCGUGGCCGCAACGGCCGUCACCAACCACUGCGUCAUCGCGGUGCAGUCGCUCUUCUCGGAGCUCACGCUCGAGGUCCCGUACAUCGAGUCGAUUGAGUGUAUGGACGUGCUUCUCUCCGAUAACGCUUCGCUGCAGCAUCUCGUGUUUCAGCAAGACGUGCCGCUCGACCUUGCCGUCACUACCUGCGUGCACGCGCGUAACGCCGACAAUAAUGACGGCAACUUGCGUCAGAUCGCCCAGUCAUGGACGCGCUCGGAGGAAGAAGCGACCGAGCUCCACGCGUUUUUCAAAAGUGAACUCAGCGCUCUGCUACCGACACGGCACGGCAGCCACCUCAUGUUGGUUCAUCAUUACUUCAAGAAGCCUUCUCGCGACGUGACCGGUGAGCUCAACAUGGUUUCGGCCGCCGCAUUCGAGGAGCUGACUUGGCUCUUUGUCGGCAGAGUCGUACCGCGGCUCGCUGUCUCGGUCCAAACCGAUGCACUCAAGCUCGUGUCAGAGACAGUAGGCUUGAGUCCGUUCCUCCCGGUCUUGAAGGUGUACCUCGACAACAAAAUCGGGAUAGCCCCCCUGAUGCUCGUUUUCGCGAUAUCGUGUCUCUUGCGGGCCAUGGCCAUCGUGGACGGUCCCGGCCGCGACACGAUUACGGUCGCUUCGGUCGCUGCGACCAUCCCCGAUGCGCUCAAGCAGCAGUUCAAGAGCGUCCUUCUGUGCCGCCAAGGCCGCCGCGCGGAGCGAGCGACCGCAAACAACAAGCCCGACACGCGACUCGACACCUUCCUCGCCACUGUAUCGGCGUCGCACCAAGCGACGCUCGGCGUCGUGACCAAAGACCGCAAGUUUGCCUCUGACGCUAACCGCGCGCGGUGGUGGCUCAACCCGUACAUGGCCGGCCAGUUUCUUCUCACGGGCGCGACGCACCUCAACGGGGCCCCGGGGCACGUGCUGCUGUGCACAAGCGUUCGCACUCGACUCGUGCUUCACGUCUACAACGCGCUGCGCGUCUGUGGUCACGUCCAGAUCGUGCCCGAGUUGGAAAAGCUCAUCGACUUGUUCGGCUCCGACAAGCACAUGUGGCCGGCGGGUCGGCCGACGGCACCCGGCGCGUUUACGACGGGGCUUGUGAUGACGGACGGUGCGCCGAUGGAGACGAUGGCGCUCUUGACAGCGAUUACAAGUGCGCCCUUCGAGCGCGCCUCGGAGGCUUUUGAGGCGGCCACCGCCUACCGCGAGAAGCGGGAUCGGCGCAACAAGCUCCAGAAAGCCCAGAACAAGUCCACGUUGCGCAAGCGCAAGACGAUCAACGCGACGUAUGCCGACCAGUGCCGCACGUACCGGUAUGCCACCCGCGCCGAGCCACUGCCGCUGGGCGCCAGCCUCCCAAACAUGCGCGAAAUUCGGCGCGUGGUCGACGACGAGUGGCGUCGAUUUUUGCACCUCGACUUGAUCGCUGUCCACAAUAUCUUGGUCGACGUGGCCAAGGACAUCAUAGAGGUUGCGAGCGAGGCGCCGCCACUACUGUCUGGCAAGAAGAAGUACUGUCAUCGCUUGGACUGGAUCCUCACGCAGAUCCUUGGGAGCUGCGAUUUCGGCGUCGGCACUGCGAUGCUCCACGACAUCGCCAACAUCCUCGAGGCGUCCAACAGCAAGCUCCUUGACGCCCAUAUUCUCCAUAACGACCUUUGA